AUGGAGGAAUGGGCAAUUCAGGUUGAAUAUGAAGCAAGACACAGGAUGCCUGGUUCAACUUCAAGAGAGCUGGACCUCCGUAGGCGACUAUGCAUCUACAGAGUACCAGCCUUCAUUGCAGAUCAAAACUACAAAGCCUACAGACUGCAAACAGUGUCAUUCGGCCCUUACCAAUGGAGUAUCACAAGAGACAGGACACAAACAACUCUAAAAACCAUUGUCGAUUCCUUCGCCCAAGUGGAAGAAGGGUUGAAAAAUUCAUAUGAUUCACUUGAUUCUAAGUGGCAGAGUGGAAAAGAUGGGUUCUUGGAGCGGAUGAUUAUUGAUGGCUGUUUCAUGCUGGAAAAUUUCCGGGCCCUUGACACUCCGGACUAUUAUGACGCCAAGGAUCCUACUUUCGGCAAUCACGGGAAGCUCUAUUUCUGGCCGUUUAUCAGACGGGAAAUGUUGCUGCUUGAAAAUCAACUGCCCAUGCUUGUUCUUGAAAUGCUUCUAGAAAUCACCGGGAGAUUCGACGAUGCCACGAUAAAUCCUUUUUUUUUUUUUCCAGCCUUUCAGUAA
Molecule: messenger RNA, 561 nt
Organism: Ilex paraguariensis (yerba mate)
Lineage: Eukaryota; Viridiplantae; Streptophyta; Magnoliopsida; Aquifoliales; Aquifoliaceae
Source: the annotation of a GenBank genome assembly